UCAUUUCCUGAAUUUUUUUUCUUCCAAAAAGAAACUUCGUUAGUUCCGCUACGCGAAACCGUAGGUUCAUCAUGUCGCCGUCCGGAGACGGAGCCAUCAACGGUGGAUGUUGCUGCUCCUGUUCUCCCGGCGAGAAUGGUGGUUAUGAUGGAGCCACUAAUUUCGGUAUCUCCGCAUCGCACGACGAGACAUGCAUGCAUUGCCCGAGGUCUGAACCUUCAUCAUGUUCUUCCUCUGAGCUCGGUUUUGAUCCAGUCCUGUUAACUGAUUCCGAGAGGUUGCGGAGAAUUUUCGUCGCUUCAGCUAAAGGCUUCUCAAUUGGAGCUGGCCUGCAAGGUGGCUUAGCUAUCUUCUCCAUUCUCGCACGCUUGCGGCGCAAGAAACCAAAGAAAGUUGAGGCGUUUUCUGAUAAAGAAGCAAUUUCUAUGGCGAUUAAGGAGACACUGAGAUACGGUAUUUUUCUUGGUACUUUUGCUGGUACAUUUGUUUACGUAGAUGAAACCGUUGCUGCUUGCGGAGGAAAUCACAGGACCGCGAAAUGGCGGGCAUUAGUAGCCGGGCUGGUUGCAGGACCUUCCAUGCUUCUUACCGGAUCUAACACGCGACAUACGAGUUUGGCUAUAUACAUACUCAUGCAAGCUGCCGUAUUGGCAUCACGUUGUGGAAUAAAGAGUAAACGGUUUGGGAAGUUUUGUAAACCUCUUACUUGGAAGCAUGGUGACAUAUUCCUUAUGUGUCUCUCCACUUCGGAAAUAUUGUCUUCUUACAUCUUGAAGCAAGAUUGUUUGCCCCCAUCAUAUAAGUCCUUUCUCAAUCAACAUGGUGGAAAAGACAUUGUCAUACUGCAAGGUGUAAAAGAGCUAGCAAGUGACCUUCCAUUCACUACUUUGGAAGCAAUAGAGAAAAUUUAUAAGGCAACAGGGGUUGACGUUAAACUAGAUCCAAACAUGAAAAUCCCUUGUUCGAUGGUACACGGGAAUAAAUCAUGCAGAGCACAUGCAAUUACUUUUCUUAUUGAAGCAUAUAAAAGGGCAUUACCAGUAUACCUUCCAGUUUAUUUGAUUCCUGCUUUGAUAGUUCAUCAUCAAGGUCUCUUCAAAAGGCCUUGCACAAUAUUAGGAAAAGGUAUUGUUGAUAUUGCCAGAUCAAGCUUAUUUUUAGCCACCUAUUGCACAUCAGCUUGGAUGUGGACUUGCAUGCUGUUUGGGUUCUUGAGAAGAUGUAGCAUACCAUUGAUAGCAAUUGGAUCGUUUCCAGCCGGUCUGAGUGUUGCUAUUGAGAAGAAAAGCAGGCGGAUGGAGAUAUCACUCUACUGCCUUGCACGAGCCAUAGAGAGCUUCUUUACAUGGGUGGCUGACAUCGGGUAUUUGCCACGGUCGAAGAAUCUGAAGAGACCUGACGUGAUGAUAUUCAGCUUGUCGACAGCUAUCAUAAUGCAUUGCUACGCACAGGAGAGGGAACUGUUUAACUCCAAGUACUUAAAUGUUCUUGAUUGGAUCUUUGGUGUGCCUCCUCCACCAUGCGAAAACCCAUCAUUGCAAAAACAGAAGAGCAGUUUGAGAUAGGUAUUUAAAAUUCACAUUAUUAUCGUGAUUUUACAAUUUUUAGCUCUUUCCCUCCUCAAUGUUUACAAUAUAUAAUAAACAUGAUACAAAUAGAAUAAAAUGGAAAUAAUAUUAGCUAAA
Gossypium raimondii (Peruvian cotton) is the source of this 1685-nucleotide messenger RNA. RefSeq lists its product as uncharacterized. Bases 72 to 1565 code for a protein of 497 amino acids. The transcript has 8 exons. NCBI's taxonomy places the organism in Eukaryota, Viridiplantae, Streptophyta, Magnoliopsida, Malvales, Malvaceae. The record is from RefSeq and is a predicted model, not a curated record.